AUGGGUGUUAAAGUUUUAGCUUUAAUAGUACUCUUAGUUGUUAGUGUACUUGGACAAGACGUUACAGUUAGUGACAACGAUGUUACAAAGGAAGUUGUGGUGGACAAUUUAGUUAGUGAAGACACAAUAGUAUUAGACACAGUUACAGAGGCCACAAAAAAUGAAGUUGUUGAAGAAGAGAACCCAGUGGAAAUACUAAGUGCUACGGAUGAUCUGCAAGUAAGGAGCGGGAAAUAUCAGCUCAAUGAUGGGCUCGUCGGUGAAGAACCGAUGCCACUAGAUGCUGUUAAUUUCGACUCGAAUAAUAAUGCAGGAGAGAGUGAAAAGCAGUUACUCUCUCCAGGCACAACUCAAGUCACGAACAAUGAGUAUGCUCAUAUCGAUGGCAGAGUUUUACCCGACACCAGCUACCAGAACAAUGGCCAGCCCUACGUCAUCACGGCUGCUCGAUUGGCUCAGAUCAGAGGAAACUUCAUGUACUGGUUCUACGAUUUGGGAGGUAACGAGAACCAUGGAGACUACCAAAGGGACAUCCACGGCUCCACUCCACAGAUCCAUAAGAACUUCAACUUCCAGUUGCCGUUCUUCGGAUUUAGAUUCAAUUACACUAGGUUAUCCAUGAACGGCUACAUCUACUUCAGUGACCCUCCAGACCACUACACAUAUCCUCUCUCCUUCCCCAUGAGAGACUGGCCCAACGUGAACGACCCUUCGUUUAUCGGUAUCUUCUUCAGCAAGUGUCGUAUCGGUAGUCUGAAUCAGGACGACCCUGAUCAAAGAAGACCUGGAGUCUACUUCAGAAUGGACAGAGAUUUGCAGACUCGUACAGAUCAGCUGGGUGUGGAGAUGAGAGAGCGUCUGACGUGGGACAUCCGUGAGGGUGUGAUCGGUUCUGAGACCUUCUUCCCCAAACACGCCAUCACCAUCACCUGGAAGAAUAUGUCCUUCUCUGGAGGAAUUGACAACUCUCUGUUCAGGACAAACACAUUCCAAAUGGUGCUCGCGACUGAUGAAGUGUUCACGUAUGCAAUUUUCAACUAUUUGGAGAUCAACUGGAGUUCUCACACGGAGGCUGGAGGUGAUACCACCACAGGAGAAGGUGGAACACCUGCUUAUAUCGGAUUUAACGCUGGUAACGGAACUCAAAGCUAUGAAUACAAACCAUACUCACAAGCGUCUGUGCUUCGAGAUCUGACGGGCAGAGGAUGGGCCAACGGUUUCCCUGGACGACACAUAUUCAGGAUAGACGAAAAGAUACUUAUGGGAACUUGCAAUAAGGAUAUUGAUGGAGCAAAUCUUCCUUUGAUGUUCGCUCCUGAGAGCGGUAACAUGUUGGGAGGUACUAUCGUCAACAUCACAGGUCCUUGCUUUAACCCUACCGACAGAAUCACUUGCCGUUUCGAUACGGAAUCCGUCAUAGGCGCCGUAGUAGACUCCAACAGAGCUAUCUGCGUUCAGCCUAGAUUCUGGCACAAUGGAUACGCGAGAUUUGAGAUCGCCAUCAACAACGAACCUUAUAAAUGGAAAGGAAAAUACUUCGUCGAAACCCCAGCAACGGCUGCAGAAAAGAUAUUCUUUACUGACAACUCAGUCCACGAGAGGUAUCCACCAGAGAUAAGAAUAACUUGGGACCGUUUCAAUUUGACCUCGAACCUCAAUGUUCAACUUCAGAUCAGCUUAUGGGGCUACAAAGAAAUUACAAUUAGACCUCAACUGGAAUACAUAGAUAUUAUCGAAUUGGGCGUGGCUAAUACUGGAGAAUAUGUCAUCAAUCCUCAAAACUUUAGGAACAGGGACAACUUCAUGCACAAUGACAUGCAGUUUGGUUUCCUUCAGAUUAAUCUUACAACGCCUGAAGUCUUCAAAGGAGUCUCAAUCUCACCUGUACUUUGGAGUCGUCCCAUACCAUUGGGUUGGUAUUUCGCUCCACAAUGGGAAAGACUGCACGGUUCACGUUGGCCCAAUGCUCUUUGCAACAACUGGUUACGAACGGAUCGUUUCUUGAAGAACUUUGCUUCUCAAGUGUGGGUCUGUCCUUGCACAUUGGAACACGCCUUACUGGACAAGGGAAGGUUUAUGCCUGACUUGGAUUGUGACAAAGAUACGAACCCUACCUGUAGGUACCAUUGGGGAGGUAUACACUGCGUCAGGAGUGGAGCACCCAGUGCGGAAGGUUCUGGCCAGCAGUGCUGCUACGACAAGAACGGUUUCCUCAUGUUGUCCUACGAUCAGAUGUGGGGAUCUCGACCUUCAAGGGCACACGACUUCGGAUUCACUCCUUACAACGAGGCCAACAAGGUUCCAUCUUUAUCCCAUUGGUUCCACGAUAUGAUUCCAUUCUACCAAUGUUGCUUGUGGCAAGAGGAACAGGCUGUUGGCUGUGAAACAUUCAGAUUUGAACGUCGACCCUCGCAAGACUGUGUGGCGUACCAAUCUCCAGGAGUCGCAGGAAUAUUCGGAGACCCACACAUCGUCACUUUCGAUGAUUUGCAAUACACUUUCAACGGAAAAGGUGAAUACGUACUGGUAAGAGUGGAUCAUCCACAAUUGAAGUUGGACGUCCAGGGUAGGUUCGAGCAAGUAUCUCGCAACAUCCACGGUCAGGUCAACGCUACACAUCUGACAUCCGUUGUCGCUGCUUCUAACAACUCAGUACCUAUUGAGGUACGUCUACGUCCCCAACACGCACAAUGGAGGUACCGACUGGAUGUGUUCGCUGACAACAAGAGGGUUUACUUCGAUAGGCCUGCUCUCCGAGUUCAAUACUUCCCAGGUGUAACAGUCUACCAGCCGAUGUACUUGCUGAACCAGUCAGAGAUUGUGAUCAUGUUCUCGUCGGGCGCUGGUAUCGAAGUGGUGGAGAACAAAGGGUUCAUGUCUGCUAGAGUCUACCUACCAUGGACGUAUAUGAAUCAAACGCGUGGUCUAUUUGGCAAUUGGUCGCUGGACAUAAACGAUGACUUCACGCGACCUGACGGCACAAGAGUCAACGUGGACCUCAACAACUUCCAGACUGCACACAGGGACUUCGCUCAACACUGGCAACUAACCGACAGAGAGCAACGAGACAUAGGAGUGGCGAUGUUCUACCGAGAAUAUGGUAGAACUGCAGCUUACUAUAACGAUAACCAAUUCGUUCCGAACUUUAUAAGGGAGCCGGCAGACUUCCUCCCUGCUAAUAGAUCGCAGGACGUGGCCAGGGCGAUAGAAAUCUGCCAGGACUCCUACCAAUGUCGAUACGAUUACGGUAUGACGCUCAACAGAGAUAUGGCUGAGUUCACCAAGAAUUAUUUGUCUUCCAUUACGAACAUAAAGGAGCAGAACGCUCGUCGAGUGAUCAGCUGUGGUAUUUUGGAAACUCCUCGAUUCGGAAGAAAGAGUAACUUCUUCUUCACACCAGGCACAAGGGUGAACUUCGAAUGUAACCAAGACUUCAUUCUGAUUGGUGACAAGCGACGAGUGUGUGAGGACAACGGACGGUGGAACCUUCCAGACUAUGGAUACACCGAGUGUCUACGUAACCAAGAGUACUCUCAGCGCGCACUGUUCUUGACCUGGGGCGUCAUAUUGGCAGUUAUUCUACCGUUAGGCCUGUUGAUUUGCCUACUGUGGUUCUGGUGCUGGUACAAGCCCCGCUCCGAAGGCAAAGACGGAUUCCGAUUCGAAGACAUACCGCGAUCAAAAUCUGCUUCCAGACUAAACCUAAGAUCAGCUUCGAUGGGAAAUCUUACGGACACUAUGAAAUCUUCCACUUUACGUAGCACAGAUUCUGAUAAAAAGGCCAAAUUACCGGAAACUCCCACUGAGGAGACCCCAAUGACUAGAUCUGCUCCAUUAACUAGGGCCGCUCCACCUCCCCCACAAGAUGGUGAUAGCUCAGGCAUAGGGUACCCAGAUUCCAAUAAGAGUGACUCCAAUAAAUCUGACAAAUCUAAUAAAAAGCGUAGGGCCUAUGACAAGACUUAUCGAACUAACGAACCUAUCCCGAAUGCUCCUAACGAGGAGUUCCCUGAAAAACUUUGGGAUCUAUCUGAAGAAGACUUACUUUCUAUAACAUCUCCUUCAGAUACCGAAUCAAACAGAGAUUCAACUUUAACUCGCCCGGCAAAAGAUAUAGAAUACGUUGGCAGACCACGUCAACUCGGUCGCAGGGCGUUGCCCAGUGACUCAGGUUAUUCUACAAAGGAUUCUGAAGAUCCAUACUCUCCUAAAUACGAGGGUCAAUACAGCCCCAUACCUUCUACGUAUUCUCCAACUUACUCCGAAAUAUAUUCCCCACCGAUCAGUCCUACCUCAGACAGUCCGAGGAGCACUUUCAACAACCCUGGCUUGCCGGACCCUCCAAAGAGUGCUCCUGCAGACUCUAUACAGACAUUCACUAUGCCCGCACAGAAGGGCAAGUCCUUGGAGACUCUGAUAGACCCACCCAUUUCCGAAAUGCCCACAAUGAGCCCUCGCUCUACUAUGGUCUGA
This is a messenger RNA of Spodoptera littoralis (African cotton leafworm), 4473 nucleotides long. Lineage: Eukaryota; Metazoa; Arthropoda; Insecta; Lepidoptera; Noctuidae. The record is from the annotation of a GenBank genome assembly.